UUUUAUCGAGAUUUUAACCAACCAAAUCUUCAGCUAUCUCAAAGUUGGUCAUUAUGUACAUAGAUACUACACUUGCAGGAUGUGUAUUUUGAAUUGAAACUAGUGGCAGGAGCAGCAGUGUUGAUUUUACCACAGACACAAAUAACUGUGCAAUUCAUAAGUCUGCAUACAUGCAUACUAGUUAUUUUCAGUAGUAAUAAUUUUCGGGAUUUGCAAAGGUGGGUAGGAAAUGAGGAGAAUAUUUUCACAAAUAGUAAGCAAAAAUUAUGUCACGAAAUCGCCAGCGACCGAAGUGCCAAAAGGGAGGGGGACCGUGACUCCGAGUGUUGUGAGAGUUUCGGCCAUCUCAGCGACUUCUCCAUCUCCAACGAGUUUGAGUACUUCGACUAAAAAACAUGGUGGAUCCAGGUCAAUUUCCAUGUCCUCCGGCCCUGGAUCCAUUCCAUCAGUGUCCUCUACUUCCCCCUCGAUUGUAGGACCCUUGCUCUCCUCCACACCUUAUCCCAUCCCCAAAUUCACGCCAACAACACCCCAGAAGACCGUUGCUCCAGUGGUCAAGGAUGUGGUAUUGCCAUCACAGUAUUCGGCGGUGGAGCGGGAGAGGAGGAGGCGGUCGCAGUACGCCUCCCUCCUCGACGCCUCAGUGGACAUGAUUCUGAGCCGAGGUUAUGCUUCGUCUAGUGACACGAGGGAAAAGGCCGCCUUCAUUUCCGACCUCAACGUGAAACGAGUGCUGAGCAAGAAUGAGGAGAUGAAAAAAGUGAUUUUCAAAGUGGCAGCUAUGGCUCUUGCUCAGAAUGAAGAAGACGUUGGAGGAAUUGGAUCCCUUCACCCCUUCAUCAUCACCGCAGGGGAGGUAUUUUUUGGUGGGAGCUAUAACGAAAUGGGACUGGGUGAAAAUCCAGACUCAAUUCAGGACAUUUUGACGCCCGGCCUCCUCGUGCUACUCUUGCACACGGCGUUUCUCACGGGGAACACGUCCAACAAAACCUUGUCUCAAAAACAACUCCUUUUGGCAAAAGCACUGGUGGAAACAUCGGCAGGAUACCUUUUGCAUAGGACGGUUGAAGAGACGAAUCACUUAAUGGAAGAUACUCCCGAAAAUUCGCGUCACUUUGAGAGGAUGCACCAGGGGAACAAAUUGGCCACGCUAACUGGAGACCUACUCGUGGUCAGCCUCAUAAAGAAUGUGGCAUGCACGGGAAAUAAUCAGGUGUUGGAGCUAGUGAUGAACAGCUUGUCCGAGUUCUCGACGACCGAGAUUGCCAAGAGGAAGCCGUUCGAGACUACGGAAAGUGACCCUUUGGUGUGUAGGGCAAUGAAGCCUCAAAAUCUGGCAGAGUCUAUCGUGUUCUCGAAGGGCUUUCAGUCGUCGCUCAUGCUCUCCGGUCUGGAGGACCUGGAAGUGCUGGAAUCUGCGGCACAACUGGGCAGCGUGGCAGGCCUCCUCUGGAAGAACAACUUUGACUGGACCAAGUUGACUUCUUUGGGGAAAGGCGUGGAUAACCUGGACGAGCUAAACGACUACCUGGCAGGGUUAAGAGAACAAGCCGACGAGCUGUUGAGUGGAAAUAAGUUCAUCCCCUCCUCAAAUCACCCAGUCACUGAAAUGAUGAGACAUUUAAUCCACUUUUGGGGAGCUCCGAAAUCUAAUAUUUCGCAAUAAUGCAAGAUAAAAAAAGAAUAAAUACAUAUUUUGAUACACAAAUAGUUUAA
Molecule: messenger RNA, 1716 nt
Organism: Folsomia candida
Lineage: Eukaryota; Metazoa; Arthropoda; Collembola; Entomobryomorpha; Isotomidae
Exons: 5
Coding region: 230-1666 (478 amino acids)
Source: RefSeq, a predicted model, not a curated record